AUGUAUUUUCCUAAGGUAGUCGUUCUGCUCUCAACGGCAGCAACUAUCCAAGCCAUAUCAUUCGAGGGCCUUACCAACGAUGUGGUACACUACGCUCGAGAGAUCAAACUGCCAGGCAUGAUCGCAGUCAAACGAGCACUCCGCAAUCCGUUCGAGGGGCGCCAGGAUGGAUGUCCCGAGGUCUGGGGUAGCAUAGCGGAGGAGUUGAAGCAGAGAUUCUUGGCCAACGGCGAAUGCACCGACGCCGCUCGUGCUGCCAUCCGGGCGGCUUUCCAUGACUGCUUUCCCGGACAAGGUUGCGAUGGGUCGCUGUUCCUAGCACAGGAGUUCACACGAGAGCGCGAGAACGGCGGCCUGGCGCCGAUUUCUGAAGACCUUGGGAAACUGGCACAAGCAAAGGGCGUAAGCGUCGCGGAUAUGUUUCAGUUCGCUGGUGCCUACGCGAUAGCCACCUGUCCCAUGGGCCCCAGAAUCCCUGCCUACGUCGGCCGCACCGACUCCUGGACGCCCGCUCCAGAAGGCGAGCUGCCCAACCCCUUCAUGACAGGUGACGCCGUGCUGGCUUCAUUCCAAGCAAAGGGCUUCAGCGCGCGCGACCUCGCCGCCCUGAUCGGCGCCCACACAGCCGCGAAGCAAUCCCGCGUGGACCCCUCCCAAGCCGGCGCAGCGUUGGACCAGACGCCGGGUGUCUGGGAUGUGAGCUACUACCAGCAGCUGCUCGAUAACUCGGCGCCGUUCCGCAUCCCGGCGGACCUCGGUGUCGCGCACCAGCCGGAGACGGGCGAGCACUUCAACAGCUUCAUCGGAAACCAGUUCGGGUGGAACGAGGCUUUCACAUCGGCCAUGGAGAAGAUGUCGCUUCUUGGCGUCCCGGGCGGUGCGGCGAGUUUGGUCGACUGCUCGAGGUUCCUGCCUGGUGGUUCGGUACAGCGGGACAGGAGGGCAGCUCCCAUUAAUGGUCGCAUCCUGUAA
Molecule: messenger RNA, 972 nt
Organism: Coniosporium apollinis CBS 100218
Lineage: Eukaryota; Fungi; Ascomycota; Dothideomycetes
Exons: 3
Coding region: 1-972 (323 amino acids)
Biological process (GO): hydrogen peroxide catabolic process; response to reactive oxygen species; cellular response to oxidative stress
Molecular function (GO): peroxidase activity; heme binding
Source: RefSeq, a predicted model, not a curated record